Microthlaspi erraticum is the source of this 2202-nucleotide messenger RNA. The record is from the annotation of a GenBank genome assembly. NCBI's taxonomy places the organism in Eukaryota, Viridiplantae, Streptophyta, Magnoliopsida, Brassicales, Brassicaceae.
AUGGCGCUUCUUCAGAGAACACCUUAUCUUCGUCGUCUCUGGCUCAUGGCGUCUCGUCCUCAUCUCUUCUCUAACUCUCUCUCUCCUUCUCUUCACCGUCACAGCUCAUCUCUCUGCUCGCCUCCGUUUUCCUUCCAAUGUCCCAGGGUGACGUUUCAGCUAAGCAGCGUUUUGAAUCAAAGGCUGAUACAAAGGAAUGCGGUUUCUUCAAGGCCCUUUAUGUCAUCCACCGUGUCCUACGAGGCUUUCCAAGAGAGCGCCACAUCUAAGGGUUACAGUUCCGAGCAAAUUCAAGUGCUGGAAGGCUUAGACCCUGUAAGAAAACGGCCGGGAAUGUAUAUAGGAAGUACUGGAACUCGCGGUUUGCACCACCUGGUUUAUGAGAUACUAGACAACGCAAUUGAUGAGGCUCAAGCUGGUUAUGCUUCAAAGGUUGAUGUCGUCCUUCAUGCAGAUGGUUCAGUCAGCAUUAAAGACGAUGGACGUGGGAUACCCACGGAUGUGCAUCCUGCAACAAACAAAUCUUCCCUGGAGACUGUGCUUACGGUUUUACAUGCUGGUGGCAAGUUUGGUGGCACGAGUAGUGGUUACAGUGUCUCUGGUGGACUACAUGGUGUAGGUUUAUCAGUUGUCAACGCUUUGUCUGAGGCCCUGGAGGUCACAGUUUGGAGAGAUGGGACGGAGCAUAAGCAAAAGUAUUCUCGUGGAAAGCCCAUAGAUACACUCUUAAGCAGUGAUCUCCCACCAGAGUCAAAGGGAACUAAAGGGACAAGCAUCCGGUUUUGGCCUGACAAAGAAGUGUUCACAACUGCAAUUGAGUUCGACCAUCACACUAUCGCUGGACGAAUUAGGGAGCUUGCAUUUCUAAACCCAAAGGUUACCAUCUCUCUAAAAAGAGAGGAUGAUGAUCCUGAAAAGAACCAAUAUACGGAAUAUUAUUAUGCUGGAGGAUUAACUGAAUAUGUCAGCUGGCUAAAUAAAGAUAAGAACCCGAUUCAUGACGUGCUGGGUUUCAGGAAAGAGACAAAUGGUGCUACAAUUGACGUUGCCCUUCAAUGGUGCUCAGAUGCAUACUCAGACACAAUGCUAGGAUACGCCAAUAGCAUCCGCACAGUUGAUGGUGGAACACACAUCGAAGGUGUGAAAGCAUCAUUAACAAGGACUCUUAAUACCCUUGCCAAAAAGUCAAAGUCUGUUAAGGAGAAGGAUAUUAACUUAAGUGGAGAACAUGUUAGAGAGGGAUUGACCUGUAUUGUCUCAGUCAAGGUGCCUAAUCCUGAGUUUGAAGGUCAAACAAAGACAAGAUUGGGAAAUCCAGAGGUGAGAAAAAUUGUUGACCAAUCAGUUCAGGAGUAUCUCACGGAGUACUUGGAAUUGCAUCCAGAUGUUCUUGAGAGCAUCAUUUCCAAAUCCCUUAACGCUUACAAGGCUGCUUUGGCUGCCAAGAGGGCAAGAGAGUUGGUCAGAUCGAAAAGCAUUUUGAAGUCAUCAUCACUUCCUGGGAAACUGGCUGAUUGCUCAUCAACGGAUCCUGCAGAAUCUGAGAUCUUUAUAGUCGAAGGAGAUUCUGCUGGUGGCAGCGCAAAACAAGGCCGUGACAGACGUUUUCAGGCAAUUCUUCCUCUAAGAGGUAAAAUUCUCAACAUUGAAAGAAAGGAUGAAGCAGCCAUGUACAAGAAUCAAGAACUACAAAAUCUAAUUCUCGGUCUAGGCCUCGGAGUGAAGGGAGAGGAGUUUAAGUUGGAAAACUUAAGGUACCAUAAGAUCAUCAUUUUAACAGACGCAGAUGUUGAUGGUGCGCAUAUUCGAACACUACUCUUGACCUUUUUCUUCAGAUACCAGAGAGCCUUGUUUGAUGCUGGUUGCAUAUACGUCGGAGUUCCACCUCUUUACAAGGUGGAGAGAGGAAAACAUGCACAGUAUUGCUACGAUGAGGCAGAGCUUAAAAAGAUCACCUCCAGCUUCCCUUCAAACGCAUCCUACAGCAUUCAAAGGUUCAAAGGUUUGGGAGAGAUGAUGCCUGAGCAGCUUUGGGAAACAACAAUGAAUCCAGAGACAAGGAUAUUGAAGCGUCUAGUUGUCGAUGACAUAGCUGAAGCUAGCAUGACAUUCUCAUCUCUUAUGGGCACUCAGGUCGAUAUUCGUAAAGAGCUCAUUAAAAAUGCAGCCACUAAAAGCAAUCUUCAGCGUCUCGAUAUAUAG